AGAGCAAUUCGGACUCACACACAAACUCAGUCAGCAGCUUCUAUCGAGCUCACCAUGACCGCCUCGUCUCACUUCUGAUUUAAGACGUACGGGAAUCCGCUCGUCACAUAUCAGUAAGUCACUACAGAGAAAGUGCUGAUCUGGGACCAGCUGGAAGGACAACAUGGGUGUGUGGACUGCCCUGAUUCUGGCCUCGCAGCUGCUGUUAAAACUGAGCUUGCACGUGGAAGCCCAGGCUUUAGUCUAUGAUCUGCUCACCUCGCCUGAUUGCCUGCCAGACCUGCUGCAGGGGGGUCUGGCCGAGCAGGGGGUUCGCGAGGCUUUCAUCCUCACCACCUUUAAGUUGCAGCCCAGGACCGGAACCAGUUUGUUUUCCCUGUUCAACCCCCGGGACAACAGGAAGUACUUUGAGUUCACGGUGAUGGGAAAGCUCAACCGAGCCGUGCUGCGCUACCUGCGGAGUGACAAGAGGAUGAGCUCGGUGACCUUCAACAACCUGGUGCUGGCGGACGGCCAACAACACCGACUCUUGUUCCACCUGAAGGGGAUGCAGCCGCCGGGGCCGGGCGGGGUGGAGCUGCAUCUGGACUGCAGGCUGGUGGAGACGCUCAGAGAUCUCCCGGCCGCCUUCCAAGGUUUGCCGGCGGGCUACGGUACGGUGGAGCUGAAGACCAUGCAAGCCAGGGAUCAGGAGAGUUUAGACGAGCUCAAGCUGGUGGUCGGGGACACGUUUGAGAAUGUAGCGGCUCUACAGGACUGCCACUUCCAACAAAAGGACUCUGUCCAGACUCUGGGGGUCAACACGAAGCAGCUGUCCAAUCAAAUGCUGGACUUAACCAAGGUGAUAAAUGAGCUGAAAGACGUCCUCAUCCAGCAGGUCAAAGAGACCUCCUUUCUCAGAAACACCAUUUCAGAGUGUCAGGCGUGUGGUCUGGGUGGUACUGAGGUGGUGAAAGCAAGGUGUACCGCGUUGGUCUGUUUCCGUGAGAAUAUGUGCAUCGAGACAGCAGAUGGUGUCGAGUGCGGCCCGUGUCCCGACGGCUACACCGGGGACGGAUUCAACUGUGACGACGUGGACGAGUGCCAGUUCAACCCCUGCUUCCCCGGCGUGGAGUGUGUGAACACUGCCCCGGGCUUCCGCUGUGACGCCUGUCCGCUGGGCUACAGCGGCCUGGCCGUGGAGGGGGUGGGCAUUUUGUAUGCCCAGACCAACAAACAGGUCUGUGACGACAUUGACGAAUGUAAAGAUCCCAACAGCGGCUGCGCUGCCAACUCCAUCUGCUCCAACUCCGUGGGCUCCUACCACUGCGGCAGCUGUAACACAGGUUUCACAGGAGAUCAAGUGAAGGGCUGCAAGCCAGCGAUCAGCUGCGGCAACAGCCUGACGAACCCGUGCGACGCCAACGCCCAGUGUAUUCCAGAGAGAGACGGGUCAGUCCAUUGUCAGUGUGGAAUUGGCUGGGCCGGUAAUGGAUACCUGUGUGGGAAGGAUACCGACAUUGACGGCUACCCAGAUGAGAAACUCAAAUGCAAAGAUUUGAGCUGUAAAAAGGAUAACUGCAAGUUCGUUCCUAACUCCGGUCAAGAGGAUGCGGACAGGGAUAGUUAUGGAGACGCCUGUGACGCCGAUGCCGAUGGGGACGGUAUACCCAACGAGCAGGACAACUGCUGGUUGAAAGCCAACUUGGACCAGAGGAACAGCGACAAGGACAGCCAUGGAGACGCCUGUGAUAACUGCCGCAUGGUGGAGAACCCUGACCAGAGGGACACCGACAGCGACGGCAAAGGAGACGCCUGCGACGACGACAUGGACGGAGACGGCCUGAAGAACUUUUUAGACAAUUGCCAGCUUGUCCAGAACCGAGACCAGGUGGACCGGGACGGAGAUGGAGUGGGAGACGCCUGUGACAGCUGCCCCGACACCCCCAACCCAAAUCAGUCGGACAUUGACAAUGACCUGGUUGGAGACUCCUGUGACACAAACCAAGACAGUGAUGGCGACGGUCAUCAGGAUACCAAGGAUAAUUGCCCAUUCGUAAUAAAUAGCUCCCAGCUGGACAGUGACAAAGACGGGCUGGGAGACGAGUGUGACGAUGACGACGACAACGAUGGGAUCCCUGACUCCUUACCACCGGGACCAGACAACUGCCGGCUGGUACCGAAUUCUGACCAGAUCGAUGACAAUAGUGAUGGAGUUGGAGACAUCUGUGAGUCCGACUUCGACCAGGACAAAGUGAUCGACAGGAUUGACAACUGUCCUGAGAAUGCUGAGGUCACCUUGACUGACUUCAGGGCCUAUCAGACGGUGGUGCUGGACCCCGAGGGCGACGCUCAGAUCGACCCCAACUGGAUUGUUUUGAACCAGGGAAUGGAAAUUGUGCAGACCAUGAAUAGUGACCCAGGACUGGCUGUUGGCUACACGGCUUUCAGUGGCGUGGACUUUGAAGGAACCUUCCACGUGAACACAGUGACCGACGACGACUACGCCGGCUUCAUCUUCGGCUACCAGGACUCGUCCUCCUUCUACGUGGUGAUGUGGAAGCAGACCGAACAGACCUACUGGCAGGCCACGCCCUUCAGAGCGGUGGCCGAGCCCGGCAUCCAGCUGAAGGCGGUGAAGUCUAGAUCGGGCCCCGGGGAGCACUUGAGGAACUCGCUGUGGCAUACGGGAGACACCAACGACCAGGUGCGUCUUCUGUGGAAGGACCCCCGAAAUGUGGGCUGGAAGGACAAGGUGUCCUACCGCUGGUACCUGCAGCACCGCCCACAGGUCGGCUACAUCAGGGCGAGGUUUUAUGAAGGAACUGAGCUAGUGGCCGACACCGGCGUGACCAUCGACACGACCAUGAGGGGAGGGCGGCUCGGCGUGUUCUGUUUCUCUCAGGAAAACAUCAUCUGGUCCAAUUUGAAAUACCGCUGCAACGACACCCUCCCGGAGGACUUCCAGGAGUUCAGCACUCACCACGGUGUCGACUCGCUCUGAAGUCAAGGCAAAAACAUGACAUCAGAUCUCUAAAGAAUGCUUCUGUGUGUGAAUGUGUGAGUGUGUGUGCGUAUGUGUGUGUGUGUGUGUGUGUGUAUUGGUGUGUACAGUUUCAGUGCAUAUACAGGACUGUCUCAGAAAAUUAGAAUAUUGUGAUGAAGUUCUUUAUUUUCUGUAAUGCAAUUAAAAAAACAAAAAUGUCAUGCAUUCUGGAUUCAUUACAAAUCAACUGAAAUAUUGCAAGCCUUUUAUUCUGAUUUAUUGCUGAUUAUGGUUUACAGCUUAAGAAAACUCAAAUAUCCUAUCUCUAAAUAUUAGAAUAUCAUGAAAAAGUAUACUAGUAGGGUAUUAAACAAAUCACUUGAAUUGUCUAAUUAACUCGAAACACCUGCAAGGGUUUCCUGAGCCUUGACAAACACUCAGCUGUUAUAAAUCUUUUUUUUUACUUGGUCUGAGGAAAUAUUAAAAUUUUAUGAGAUAGGAUUUUAGAGUUUUCUUAAGCUGUAAGCCAUAAUCAGCAAUAUUAAAAGAAUAAAAGGCUUGCAAUAUUUCAGUUGAUUUGUAAUGAAUCCAGAAUGCAUGACAUUUUUGUUUUUUUAAUUGCAUUACAGAAAAUAAAGAACUUUAUCACAAUAUUCUAAUUUUCUGAGACAGUCCUGUAUGACCACGACCUCCGUACUGUAUGUGUCUCUUACCCAAUUGUAUUUGUACGGUUUGAUUAUCUCUUAAAGAAUCCAGUUGAGCUACUUUUGCUGAAGAUUAUAAGUUAUAAUGAUUUUUAUUAAAAAACGAUGCUCUGUGAUGUGACAUAAAAACAACAGAAACAUGUAACAUCAAAUUACAAAAUGCUAAAUAACAUAUGUUCAAAAAUGGCCAGUUUCCAUAUUGUUUUUCCAAUUAAAAGGGAAUAUUAUUAUAGAAAAACUGUAUUUUGCUUCCACACAGGAGAUGUUUGCUUAUGUGUAGAUAAAUAUGCACAAACAACUAGAAAGGAAAGUUAUGGCUCAGCCUCAGACUGUUGCAUUUUAAUCAUAAACUGGUUUUAUGUGUUUAUGUUGUUUUCUCUUCCAAACGAAUCCAGUUGAGCAAAAGUAGCUCAACUGGAUUCUUUAAGAGAUAAUCAAACCGUACAAAUACUUGACAUCUUGAUCAUUUCAUAUCUAUGUAGUCACAACCCUGGUUAAAAUAAAGGGCUUUAAAAUACA
Messenger RNA from Pseudoliparis swirei, 4188 nucleotides. It is a transcript of the gene thbs4b, whose product is annotated as thrombospondin 4b. Gene Ontology annotation, molecular function: calcium ion binding. Gene Ontology annotation, biological process: cell adhesion. Gene Ontology annotation, cellular component: extracellular region. Bases 164 to 2983 code for a protein of 939 amino acids. The record is from RefSeq and is a predicted model, not a curated record. The transcript is spliced from 22 exons. Lineage: Eukaryota; Metazoa; Chordata; Actinopteri; Perciformes; Liparidae.